This is a messenger RNA of Vicugna pacos (alpaca), 3542 nucleotides long. Its product is annotated as alcohol dehydrogenase E chain. Gene Ontology annotation, cellular component: cytosol. Lineage: Eukaryota; Metazoa; Chordata; Mammalia; Artiodactyla; Camelidae. The record is from RefSeq and is a predicted model, not a curated record. Gene Ontology annotation, biological process: retinoic acid metabolic process; retinol metabolic process. Gene Ontology annotation, molecular function: all-trans-retinol dehydrogenase (NAD+) activity; zinc ion binding.
GAUCACAUGUGUAGAAUUGGGCAUUGCUCAAGAAAACAAAUAUCUGUGCACUGUAUCUGCUGUACGUACUUAAGCAGAGAACAGUCUGCAAGAAGCAAGAAUUCACAUCUCCUGGCCUGCAGAGAAAACAGAAACAUGAGCACAGCAGGAAAAGUAAUAAAAUGCAAAGCGGCUGUGCUGUGGGAGCUUAAAAAACCAUUUUCCAUUGAGGAGGUGGAGGUUGCACCUCCUAAAGCCCAUGAAGUUCGUAUUAAGAUGGUGGCCACAGGAAUCUGUCGUUCAGAUGACCAUGUGGUUAAUGGAACCUUGGUCAUGCCUCUUCCUAUGAUCCUAGGCCAUGAGGGAGCCGGCAUUGUGGAGAGCAUUGGAGAAGGGGUGACUACAGUAAAACCAGGUGAUAAAGUUAUCCCACUCUUUGUUCCCCAGUGUGGAAAGUGCAAUGUGUGUAAACAUCCAAAAGGCAACUACUGCUUGAAAAAUGAUGUGACCAAUCCUCGGGGGACCCUUGUGGAUGGUACCUCCAGGUUCACCUGCAAAGGGAAGCCCAUCCACCAUUUCCUCGGCACCAGCUCCUUCAGCCAGUACAUAGUGGUGGAUGAGAUCUCAGUGGCCAAGAUCAAUGCAGACUCACCGCUAGAGAAAGUCUGUCUCAUCGGCUGUGGAUUUUCUACUGGUUAUGGGUCUGCAGUCAAUGUUGCCGAGGUCACCCAGGGCUCCAUCUGUGCCGUGUUUGGCCUUGGAGGAGUUGGCCUGUCUGUUAUCAUUGGCUGUAAAGCAGCCGGAGCAGCCAGGAUCAUUGCGGUGGACAUCAACAAAGACAAAUUUGCAAAGGCCAAAGAGGUGGGAGCCACUGAGUGUGUUAACCCUCAUGACUAUGACAAACCCAUCGAGGAGGUGCUGAAGGAAAUGAGCGGUGGAGGUGUGGAUUUUUCAUUUGAAGUCGUUGGUCGGCUUGACACCAUGAACUCUGCCUUGUUGUGCUGUCACGAAGCAUAUGGCGUAAGCGUUGUUGUAGGAGUGCCUCCUAAUUCCCAGACUCUCUCUGUGAAGCCCAUGUUGCUGUUGACUGGACGUUGCUGGAAAGGAGCUGUUUUUGGUGGCUUUAAAAGUAAGGAGUCUGUCCCCAAACUUGUGGCUGAUUUUAUGGCUAAGAAGUUUCCACUGGAUCCAUUAAUAACCCAUGUUUUACCCUUUGAAGAAAUAAAUGAGGGAUUUGACCUGCUUCGCUCAGGAAAGAGUAUCCGUACCGUCCUGACAUUCUGAGACCGUACAGGUGACUUCACUUGUAGCAGUCUUCUGGCUCCUCCAUCAUCAGAAACAUCAGCCAAACAUCGUCAAUAAUUCUAUUCCUCAGAGAUGCUACUAAUAAAUUACAUAUGGGAGCCUUCCAAAAGAAAUCAAAAUUGAUGUAAAAUUAUCUUUCAAACAAAUGUUUAAAAUUCAAGGGAGAGCUAGAUGAACUAUCAUUUGGGUAACUGAGUCCAACAAACAUUCCUUCUUAAUCAUUCUACUCAUGCUGAAUCAUGUCAUCUUUCCCACUGAGGAAAGCUAUUUCUUUUGAUUUCUUGUCCUUUUGGUAUCUUUACCACCCUUAGUCAUUGAAGCCUUAGUCACUGAGAAGGUCUUCAUUAUGCUUGUCCCCCAACAUACAAAUCAUGGGCUGUUGUGCUAAAAGUCUUCCACCUGUAUUUCCACUGUCUGUAUUUUCCUUUUCAUGAAAUGGAGCAAAACUAUACAGUAAAAACUGCAGUCUGCAAAAGGAUAUACUCAGAUUUAUAAGUGAAGAAGGUCCAGAACAUCUAAAUAUAGGACAUUUCUUAGGGAAAUGUCACAUAUUUUGAAGGUAAAGAAAGCGGUUUUAGUGCUUUUAUACUGUUUGCAGUAAAAAUAAAAGCAGCUUCACGCUACAUGUGUUAAAUGUGAGGCCUGAAUAUUAAAUCUAAAAACUGAACUAUUAUUGGAACCAUAUUCCAAAAGUCUAUAAUUUUUACUCAAGAAAGUACUUUACUAGUUAAAUGAUCUUAGUUAAUUAUUACGAUUAACUGAAAAUGAAUCAUAGGGCAAUUAAAAAGUAAUAUGGUGGCUUGAAGUCUAGGGAUGAGAAGGAAGCAGCUGUGGACAAAGCGUGUCAAAUGAGUAGCUCAGAAAUGACACAAACAUCCAAAGCAAUAGAUUUUCUGAGUAGAUAUCGAUACAUACGCAGGUGUAUACAUUUGCAAAAUUAUUUUCAAUCUUGAAUUUUUCUAUUAGCUAUCAGGUCUUAAGUCUAGAAGCCUGGAAUUAGUUUGAUGUUUCCAAUACGUGAAAGCCUAUGGUACCCAUUUCUCAGUGCUUUCUCAGGGGAUGAUUUGCAUUUUGAGCUUCAUCUGUCAGUGUGCAAUGAAAAGCUUAUUCCUUUAAGGAGUUUUAACUAUCUUUGAAAGUGAUUUAGUUCCACAUCUACAAUUUAUUCGAUAUUGUGGAAAGGACUCUAGACUCAGAGCCAGUGAUCUACCACUUACUUGUAAGUUACUCAACCUCUCUAAGCCCAUUUCAUCCUUUCUUUUAAAAAAAAUUAUUCUACCAAUCCAUUACAGCUUCAUGAAGAUUACAUGGAAUGAUGUAAUGAAAAGGCUUUGUCUGUGUUGUGCCAUGAAAAUGUAGGGAAUGGUUUCAUUGUUUUGUCAAAGAUGCUGACAGAGAUAAUUAGGGUUAGGGGAGCUUCCAGAAUAUCCCUAAGUUUUCAGAAUGUCCUAGCAUCAUGGAAUACUAUGUUCCCAUGCUGCUGGGUGCUCCAGUUGGUGUGAUAAUGUAAGAUCCAGAGAAUAAAGAAUUGGUUCUGCUUUCAGUUAAUUCUAAUAUGCCAAUAUUGAUUCAUUAAUUAUAACAAAUACAACAAACUAAUAUGUUAAUAAUAGGGGAAACUGUGUGUGUGUUUGUGGAGGGAGGUAAAUAGGAACUUUCUGCACUAUCUUCAUAAUUUUUCCAUAAACCUAAAACUUUUGAAAUUAAAAUGUAUGUUUAUUAAAAAUACUUCAUAAAUACUAAAUAUUUUAAAAUCACAUUUUUACAAAGUGUAAAAACGCUUUCAAAAGUCAUUAAAGACAUUAUACUCACUGUACAGUAUUUUAGUCAGAAUGAUAUCUGAAUAUCCCAUUGUAUUUCAUUCCAAAUCUUGUGGAAUUAUGCAAACUAUGUAUUGAGAUACGUAUGUAUAAUCUUCUGAAGAGACAGCAGCCAGUGUUGCCUAUAAUUUUUAUCUUUAUUUGCAAAUUAAGUCAUUUUUAUGUAAGGGUUGUGUCAGGUUUGAGAUGUUAAUAGGAAAAGUGCACUGCUAGAGCUUUGGGAGUUUGCAAAGUUGCAAAUCUCAGUAUGUGUGUUAUUAUCAAAGUCAUCACUUAUACGAUUUGUAACAUACUGAUUAAAAGAGAAAACAAAAUAGCAACACUUGGGACGAUGUAAAGAUCACUUAUGAAAAGUGCAUUUAUAUUAAAGAAUGACAAAUCUCUUCACUGAAAAUGUAGUACAAAAUAAAAGUAAAUAUCAUUAAUAAAACAAAAUUU